This is a messenger RNA of Oncorhynchus nerka (sockeye salmon), 5384 nucleotides long. RefSeq names its product dishevelled segment polarity protein 1a (gene dvl1a). Gene Ontology annotation, cellular component: cytosol. The record is from RefSeq and is a predicted model, not a curated record. Gene Ontology annotation, molecular function: frizzled binding. Lineage: Eukaryota; Metazoa; Chordata; Actinopteri; Salmoniformes; Salmonidae. The transcript is spliced from 15 exons. Gene Ontology annotation, biological process: canonical Wnt signaling pathway; intracellular signal transduction. Bases 251 to 2470 code for a protein of 739 amino acids.
CGUACCGAGACACAUUGGAGCUGGAAUACAGUCACUUAGAACUCGAUUAUGUCUAGAUUUCUACUUAAUUUAUCAAAGACAAGGUUAUUUAUUUUCCAGCGUGAGGUCUACAGUUAUAUUUAUUCAUGCUGUCACGGUAGCAUUUCGUCUUAGACGGAUAGAUAGACAGAGAGCCUCAUAAACCUAUUUAUUAUUGCACUGCCAACCCUUGUUCCUUUCCUGUGUCAAUGAUUGUCCUACCCUCACUCUCAUGGCGGAGACUAAAAUAAUAUAUCACAUUGACGAGGAGGAGACUCCUUAUCUAGUGAAAUUACCCGUUUCUCCUGAGAAAGUCACUUUAGCGGAUUUUAAAAAUGUCCUUAACAAUCGUCCGGUCAAUAGCUACAAAUUCUUUUUCAAAUCCAUGGACCAGGAUUUUGGGGUUGUCAAAGAGGAGAUUUCCGAUGACAACGCCAAGUUGCCCUGCUUCAACGGGAGAGUGGUGUCCUGGCUGGUCCUGGCAGAGAGCUCCCACUCUGAUGGGGGGUCCCAGUGUACAGAGAGCCACCCAGAGCUGCCACCCCCCCUGGAGAGGACAGGGGGCAUCGGUGACUCCCGCCCACCCUCCUUCCAUGCCAACGCAGUAAGCAGUCGGGAUGGCCUGGACACGGAGACGGGUACAGAGUCCCUCCUGAGCCACCGUAGGGAGAGGGAGAGAGAACGCGCACGGAGGAGAGCACGAGAGACUGAAAUCCCUCGUAUCAAUGGCCACUCUAAGUCGGAGCGCACAGCGAGGGACUCUGCCAUGGGCUACGACAGCGCCUCAGUGAUGAGCAGUGAACUGGAGUCCAGCUCUUUCGUUGACAGUGAGGAGGAUGAGGACGCCAGCCGACUCAGCAGCUCCACAGAGCAGAGCUCGUCUUCUCAGCUAAUGCGCAGACACAAACGCCGCCGACGGAGGCACAAAGUGGCCAAAAUAGACCGGUCUUCGUCCUUCAGCAGCAUCACAGAUUCCACUAUGAGCCUCAACAUCAUCACUGUCACACUCAACAUGGAGAAGUAUAACUUCCUGGGUAUCAGUAUUGUGGGGCAGAGUAACGACCGGGGGGACGGCGGGAUCUACAUCGGCUCCAUCAUGAAGGGAGGAGCUGUGGCUGCAGACGGCAGGAUAGAACCUGGAGAUAUGCUCCUACAGGUGAACGAUGUGAACUUUGAGAACAUGAGCAACGAUGACGCUGUGAGGAUCCUGAGAGAGAUCGUCUCCAAAACAGGUCCUAUUAGUCUUACUGUGGCCAAGUGUUGGGACCCGUCUCCGCGAAGCUACUUCACCAUCCCCCGGGCUGAGCCAGUGAGGCCCAUCGACCCUGCUGCCUGGAUCUCCCACACAACGGCCCUGACCGGACCCUACCCACACUACGAAUUUGACGACUUGCCGCUAUCUGCGAGUAAGACGGACAUGGCAACCAUCGUCAAGGUGAUGCAGCUACCUGACUCUGGUCUGGAGAUCCGGGACAGGAUGUGGUUGAAGAUCACCAUCACCAACGCUGUUAUCGGUGCUGACGUGGUGGACUGGCUCUACUCGAGGGUGGAGGGCUUCAAGGACAGGAGAGAUGCUAGGAAGUAUGCCAGCAGUCUGCUGAAACAUGGCUACCUGAGACACACCGUCAACAAGAUCACCUUCUCAGAGCAGUGCUACUACACCUUCGGAGACCUCUGCCAAAACAUGGCGUCUCUCAACCUAAAUGAGGGUUCCAGUGGUGGGGGCUCUGAGCAGGACACCCUGGCCCCCCUCCCUCCCCCUGCCACCAACCCAUGGCCCCUGGGGGGCCAGCCGUUCCCCUGCCCUCCCUUCCCCUCCGCCCCUCCAGGCUUCCCACCAGGCUACUCAGACCCCUGCCAAAGUUUCCACAGUGGGAGUGCAGGCAGCCACAACAGUGAGGGAAGCAGAAGCAGUGGAUCCAACCCCAGCGCAGGGACAGGGAAGGGCCCUGAUCAAAACUCCUCCUCACAAGUGAAGGGUCACAGGUCCACAUGCAGUGAAACUGAGCCAAAGGGGAUCAGAGGAGCGAGGCGCCCUUGCGAUAAGUCCGCCAGCCAGCAGAGUCAUCACAGUCAUCACAGCAGCCAUGCCCACUCAAGUCACAGCCACGCCCGCUCUGGUUUCAGCCAUGCUCAGUCUCACAGGAGUCACUGUCAAUCACAGAACAGCCACACAUCCUUCAUCUACAAACACGCCCCUUUCACCAAGCCUGGGCCCGGCUCGUGUGGCCACAGCGAGCGAAGCCACGCCUCCUCUUAUGGCCCCCCCGGCCUGCCCCCCUCAUACUGCCUGUCCCGGCUGGCCUCUAAGACCUCCGUCAGCAGCAGCACCCCUCCCGGGGCUCCCCCGGUACGGGGGCUAGGAGCCGUCCCCCCUGAGCUCACAGCUAGCCGCCAGUCCUUCCAGCACGCUAUGGGCAAUCCCUGUGAGUUCUUUGUUGACAUCAUGUGACAGACAGGACAGUGCCUUUUAAAAACUUGCUGAGCACAAACAAGCCCCCCCCCCCGUCCUACCGCUCGUCCGUCCCACCUCACCUUCUCUUCUUUACCCCAUUUGCUACUGACUAUUCCUGGGUUGAGAAUGUAGACGCUGGUCCCCUCCGUCCCCAUGCUGUCAACAACGGCCCCUCGGAUGUCGGAGCAGGGGAGGACAGGAGACAAGAGCACAACAGAACUGAAGAGAGUCCUGCCAUCACAAAAACACACAGAGCCUCAGUGUCUGAUCAGAACCCCCAGCCAGCUCUUUUGUAUUGACGUGACGUGAACAGUUUGUGAAAUUGAUGUGAGUGGUGUUCAAUGUGGUGAUCCUUGUGAGCUGCCACAGACAGUCCAGUCCCAAGAGCAUGUAGUUACUCUAUGUGGAGAACAAGCACCUGCUGUUUGUUGAACCAGACGUCCAAGCCAACUGACUGGGUCUGGAUCUCAAUCCCCCAGACCCACCCAGACACAGAGCUCUGGAAGAGGGAAGCCUCACUGGAGGCUCUGGACUAUGAGUCAGCCUCCUAGAAUGUCGCCCUUUACACAAACUUCUACUAUUUGGCCAAAACAUACCAAAACUCCUGCUCUAACUGACUGACCUGCUAUCCGGUCUGCAGGGGGACCGUGACAUAUUCUAACUAGUCAAAGCUAGCCUCGGCCUAUUUCACAGCCCUUGUAUUUGUCCAACUAAGGGAGGCACUGUAACCAGUUGUUAGUUUAAACUAUAGGCUGCUUAUCUGCAUGACUAUCUCAACUGCUUUAAAAGGAAUAGACACAUUCAUUUUGUUAGAUAUUUGAAAUUUGGGGGUUGGGCCUCUCGCCAAAGGUCUAAAGGAAGAAUCCAUACACUGGAGAAUGUUUGAUGUUAUUUACGUGAUCAUGAUGUUGCAUUGACAGUCAGUGUCAUACGUUGUCUCGCUCUAUGGCUGACUCAUACGUAGACACUCAGUCAGACAUCGUUUCCCUCUGUGACUCAGUGGCCAGGAUUUGACCACUGUCCUAGCUGUGCUUUGUCCAAUGCAUCAUUAUUAUUGCAGUCAAUGGAGUCCUGACCACAACAGACUCGUGUUGUGAACACAUUCGAUUUUUAACUGUUUCCACAUACACUAUACAUACAAAAGUAUGUGGACACCCCUUCAAAUUUGUGGAUUCAGCUAUUUCAGCCACACCCGUUGCUGGCAGGUGUAUACAAUCGAGCACACAGCCAUGCAAUCUCCAUAGACAAACGUUGGCAGUAGAAUGGCCUUACUGAAGAGCUCAGUGACUUUCAACAUGGCACCUUCAUAGGAUGCCACCUUUCCAACAAGUCAGUGCGUCUGUCCUCGGUUGCAACACUCACUACCAAGUUCCUAACUGCCUCUGGAAGCAACAUCAGCACCAUAACUGUUCGUCAGGAGCUUCAUGAAAUGGGUUUCUAUGGCCGAGCAGCCGCACACAAUCCUAAGAUCUCCAUGUGCAAUGCCAAGUGUCAGCUGGAGUGGUGUAAAACUCACCGCCAUUGGACUCUGGAGCAGUGGAAACGCGUUCUCUGGAGUGAUGAAUCACGCUUCACCAUCUGGCAGUCCGACGGACAAAUCUGGGUUUGGCGGAUGCCAGGAAAACACUAUCUGCCCGAAUGCAUAGUGCCAACUGUAAAGUUUGGUGGAGGAGGAAUAAUGGUCUGGGGCUGUUUUUCAUGGUUCAGGCUAGGCCCCUUAGGCCCCAUAGUUCCAGUGAAGGGAAAUAUUAACGCUACAGCAUACUAUGUCAUUCUAAACGAUUCUGUGCUUCCAACUUGGGGGCAACAGUUUGGGGAAGGCCCUUUCCUGUUUCAGCAUGACAAUGUCCCCGUGCACAAAGUGAGGUCCAUACAGAAAUGGUUUGUCGAGAUCAGUGUGGAAGAACUUGACUGGCCUGCAAAGAACCCUGACCUCAACCCCAUCGAAAACCUUUGGGGUGAAUUGGAACGCCAACUGCAAGCCAGGCGUAAUCUCCCAACAUCAGUGCCCGACCUCACUAAUGCUCGUGGCGGAAUGGAAGCAAGUCCCCGCAGCAAUGUUCAAACAUCUAGUGGAAAGCCUUCCCAGAAGAGUGGAGGCUGUUAUAGCAGGAAAGGGGGGACCAGCUGCAUAUUAAUGCCCAUGAUUUUGGAUUGAGAUGUUCGACGAGCAGGUGUCCACACUUUUGGUCAUGUAGUGUAGCUGCAAACAGAGUUGCAAACAGUGGCCGUCCACCACAGAUCUACUACCUAAAACAGAUCUGAUCGUCAUCAGUUAAAGUCAACAGGGUCUCUUAAAAGUGUUGACUGAAACAGAGAUCAGAGUGAUAACCAAUGCUUCUCACAGUGAGGUGUGCAGUUCUGUACAGUGUAGGAAUUUUUCUGUGAUAUCACCAGAUCAUUUUUGAUGAAAUUCCAGCCCUUGAUUUGAAAGUCCUUCUUGUUAAGGUUGGUUAAUUGGUUAAGCUGUGUUUAAGGCCUAAGAUCAAGCUUUAACCGGCGAUAGCUGUGCAGCCAAUGGCAAUGUUCAAUUUAGGUAUAAAUGCCAGGAGCCACUUGUGGAUUUGACAAGUCUAACGCAGUUCCACUUCCAACAAACGCUAUGCGGAUGAUGGCUGAAGCAGAUCUGAUUACAGAUUCUGCCAUAGAAAUGUAAAGGUAGUUUUCGAUCGAGCCGACAUAUGCAAUGUUUACCAUGAAUGUAGUCUCCGCAAACGUGGGAACAUUGCCUUUAAAGUCGGCAAUGCCUAUAACCUGCAAUCGAAUUGACUCCCGGCCCAAGUCUAUCGACAACACAGAAACGGUGUGAUGCAUAAGACCUUUCUGUCGCAACACUCUGAUCAUUAUUUGAGCACUUUCUCAUUCUCUCUCUUCUCUGGCCCUUUGGUAUGAAACACUGUUUGCAAUCAAA